Sorghum bicolor (sorghum) is the source of this 1239-nucleotide messenger RNA. Its product is annotated as protein FAR1-RELATED SEQUENCE 5. The transcript has 3 exons. Gene Ontology annotation, biological process: regulation of DNA-templated transcription. The coding region runs from base 1 to 1239 and encodes 412 amino acids. The record is from RefSeq and is a predicted model, not a curated record. NCBI's taxonomy places the organism in Eukaryota, Viridiplantae, Streptophyta, Magnoliopsida, Poales, Poaceae.
AUGGCAUCACAAAGGAAAAUUUCAGAUUUACAAGCUUUUGAAAUUGAAACAGCAGAUGAUGCAGGAAUAGGACCAAAAGCUGCACAUGAGUUGGCUAGUCAUCAAGUCGGUGGUCCAUUGAAUCUUAGCUACACCCUUCGUGAUCACAAGAAUUAUUUGCGGGCCAAGCGCCAAAGAGAGAUGCCAUACGGCCAAGCAGGUAGAAUGCUUAAGUAUUUUCAUGACAAAAUUGCCGAGAACCCAUCAUUCCAAUAUGCACUGCAAAUGGAUUGUGAGGAACAGAUAACAAAUAUAUUCUGGGCUGAUGCAAAAAUGAUAAUGGACUAUGCACAUUUUGGUGAUGUCGUUAGUUUUGACACUACUUUUGGAACAAACAAGGAGAGUAGGCCUUUUGGUGUAUUUGUUGGAUUCAAUCACUUUAGAGAAACUGUUGUUUUUGGGGCUGCUCUCAUGUAUGAUGAAACAUUUGAAUCUUUCAAGUGGUUAUUUGAGACCUUUCUAAAAUCUCAUAAUGGACAGCAACCUAAAACAUUCUAUACAGAUCAAGACGCUGCAAUGGGGAAGGCAGUUUCUCAUGUGUUUACAGAAGCAUAUCAUGGAUUAUGCACCUUUCACAUCAUGCAAAACGCAGUGAAACAUCUACAUGAAGAGAACAGUGAAGAGGAGAACAAAGAGAAUAGAAAGGAGAAGAGUCAAGAGAAGAAAGGGAAGAAAACGAGGAAGAAAAAGGAGAAAAAGGAGGAGAAUGAGGAACCAAGUGUUCUAUCAGAUUUUAGUGCAUGCAUGUUUGAGUAUGAAAACAUUGCAGAAUUUGAACAAAAAAUUAACCUCAUGAGGCAAAAGGCUAGCAAGCUGUACACACCUAUUAUAUUUGAAGCUUUUCAAGGUGAAUAUGAAAGAUCCUUGGCAGCUUGCACCAAAGCACUGGAUGUACUGAGGGAGGCCACGAGCGGCAACAACCGCCCGCCGGCGGCCAUCUUCACGGCAUUACAAGCAAGCAACGAGUGCCUGGAACACUACCUUCCUCUGCAGACGGUGAUGGAGAGAACUUGCCAGGGAUCUGAUUGCCUGCUCCAGCACUGGGGGAGGCCGCUAGCAGGGAGCAGCAACAGCGAGCGGACGGCCGACGAGCAGGGCACGGCGGUGGCAGCCGCGGCGGUGACGAGCAAGGGGCCUAGAGCACUCCGUAUCUUUUGUUUUGCGUUUUCUAAUGUGGGCCGUGUUGAGUAUAUGGGCUGA